Messenger RNA from Sinocyclocheilus rhinocerous, 319 nucleotides. RefSeq names its product phosphatidylserine synthase 1-like. Gene Ontology annotation, biological process: phosphatidylserine biosynthetic process. Gene Ontology annotation, molecular function: L-serine-phosphatidylethanolamine phosphatidyltransferase activity. The transcript is spliced from 2 exons. The record is from RefSeq and is a predicted model, not a curated record. NCBI's taxonomy places the organism in Eukaryota, Metazoa, Chordata, Actinopteri, Cypriniformes, Cyprinidae. Bases 2 to 319 code for a protein of 105 amino acids.
CAUGCAUCUUCUUCCGAAUUUCGCGGAGUGCUGGUGGGAUCAGGUCAUCCUGGAUAUCCUGCUGUGUAACGGCGGAGGGAUCUGGCUGGGAAUGACCGCCUGCCGCUUCCUGGAGAUGCGCACGUAUCACUGGGCCAGCAUCAAAGACAUCCACAGCACCACGGGGAAGAUCAAGCGCGCAGCGCUGCAGUUCACUCCUGCUAGCUGGACAUACGUGCGCUGGCUCGACCCCAAGUCCUCCUUACAGAGAGUGACGGGAGUCUAUCUGUUCAUGAUCAUCUGGCAGGUCAGUCCGCUCGCAUCUCUAGCAGCCAGUUAA